UGGUGCUUCAGUGUUCACUUGUAGACGACCAGCACAGGAUGUACGUCAUGUAUUGAGUGUACCGUGUGUGCUUCAUUUGUGCCCAAUAACCUAUUAAGUCUCUCACGUUCAUUAUGACGGGGAGUAAGAAUGGCAAUGAGACCGAAGCUAAGUCGCCUAGAGAAAGUGGCGAGGACAGUGAGGAUGAAAGUGAAAUAUUAGAGGAGAGUCCGUGUGGAAGAUGGUCCAAGCGGCGACAGGAGGUGCAACAGCGGGAUGUGCCGGGCAUCGACGCUGCCUACCUCGCCAUGGACACCGACGAGGGUAUGGAGGUGGUCUGGAACGAGGUACGGUUUAGUGAGCGCCGAAAUUUUCGGGAGCAAGAAGAGAAAAUCCGUUUAGUAUUUGACAACCUAACCCAGCUGGACCAUCCCAACAUCGUUAAACUACACAAAUACUGGAUUGACAGUAAAAACGACAAACCUAGGGUUGUCUUCAUAACAGAAUAUAUGUCUUCAGGGUCACUCAAAAAAUUUCUGAAGUUAACCAAAAAAAAUGUAAAGAAGCUACCACUACAGUCUUGGAAACGCUGGUGCACACAGAUCCUCUCAGCUCUCAGUUACUUGCAUUCGUGCUCCCCCCCUAUCAUCCACGGCAACCUCACCACCGACACCAUAUUUAUCCAGCACAACGGCCUCGUCAAGAUUGGCUCAGUGGCACCGGAUCAGAUACACUCCCACGUCAAAACCUGCAGAGAUGACAUGAAGAACAUGCACUUCAUAGCCCCAGAAUAUGGAAAUUCCUCUCCAGUAACCCCAGCUGUAGACAUCUACUCAUUUGGGAUGGCAGCUUUGGAGAUGGCUGCACUGGAGAUACCCGGAAAUGGUGACUCUGGCAAUGUUGUCACGCAAGAACAGGUGCUACGAACUAUACAUUCCUUGGAGCAUGAACAGCAGAGAGACUUUAUACAGCAGUGCCUAAAUCCUGAACAAAGCCAACGUCCAAGUACCGCAGAACUACUCUUUCAUCCGGUCUUAUUUGAAGUCCACUCCCUUAAACUCUUAGCAGCUCAUGCUCUCAUACACAACCCUAAGAAAUCAAACAAAUUUAUAGAUAAUUGUGUUGAGGAUAUGCUUCAACACCAGUACCAUAGUGACAGUGUAGUAGCAGAAAUUACACAUAGCAGUGGAGAACCAACGCUUUUUCGCAUGGCAGAUAUUCCUGUUAUUGAAAAGCUGGAGAAAUUCAUUGAAGAUGUCAGGCUGCAAGCAACAACAGCCAGUCUAAUCAGGGAAGCCUGGUUUCAGAACAGACUGCAAGAGUACAACAGCACCCAGAAUCUUUUACAAAUAGUCUACAGGUUUGGGAUUUACCCCUUAACAGCAUUUAGAAUCAAGCAACAGCCUCCGUCCCGUCCUCGGGCUAUCUCACCCGAAGCUGUUGAUCCUGUUGCAUCAGAAACCCCAGAGACUACAGAUAUGGAGACACGAAAGGUUAUCAAUAUGAUGUGCAACAUUAAACCAAAUGAAAAUGGGCAUGGAUUGUUUAUGACAAUUUCUCUACGUUUAGAAGAUAAGAUGAACCGGCAAUUAUCGUGUGUUGUGGAAGAUGGGGAGGGUGCUGCGGCACUCACCGACGAGCUUGUUCGAUAUGGCUUUAUCAGUCAGAUGGAUAAAGAUGAAAUUACUAGCUUAAUAGAAGACCAUUUAACACGAGUGCGGAAUGGAUCAACCAUGACAAUGUCAAUGGGGCGGACUGGAAGUCUAGGAAACCCUCUGCAAAAUGAAGAUGGUUUAAGUGUGAUGCAUACCCCAACUAUCACCACAGCAACUAGAUAACAUUCAUGAUCCUCCUUGCACCCUCAAGCACAGCCUCACAAUAUUACACACCACACACAGUUUUUUACUAGGUGAAAGCUUAUUAAGAGGUUUUUCCUCUUGCAACCUGUCGGAGGAAACUUUUUUAUGUGCAUUUAUUGAAGGUGAAACUACCAGACCAAAUGAUUUUGUGUUGUUACAUAAGAAGUUGCUCAGUAACUCAACAUUAUGUUAUCAUUUGUGAUUUGCAGCAUUUGGACAUUGUCAGGUGCAUUUGGGAGUCAGUGUGCUGGGAAAAUUUACUUUUAUAUAAUAUUUUUUAUCAUUAUUAUUAUUGUAAUUAUUAUUCUUGUCUAGGUAUAAUUACAAGUGACCUCCCUAGUAUUGUGAUAUAACAUGUGUUUUGGAUCCCCUCAGAAGUGAUCACUAACAUGUAAGGUUCUUCCCCCAUAUUCCUUACCUGCUCCAUGCUUAAGCCAAAUAGAAACAUAGUUUCCCACAGAAUUGUAUAUGUAGCUUCUGGGAGGGCAAUGGCCACAAGAGAGUGAAUGUGUGAGAGGCUGGAGUAUCACUAGGUAUCUUUGCUACUAUUGCAGUAACAACAACUUAUUGAGUGUUAGGUUUUCUGUUUUAAAAUCUAAAUUGCCUCAAGUUUCUUUGAAUAGGUCAAGGGCAGGUGAUUGUCAUGAGACAAAUCAUCAGCAAAACCCAUUAUCAUUUUCAUGAAAUUAAAUGUUACAAAUAUUUUCUUAUCUUUUUGUAUAUGAAACUAAUUAUGGUGAGUUGCCUAUUUUUAUGAAAGGGACAUAUCAGUGAAGCAAGUAAACUGACUUAGUCUUGUAAAAUGCUUGUCUGUCUGCUGCUCUUGUGGUUCACACAUCUGUGCUUGCAAGAAUGUAUGGCAGUGUACAUGUAGCUGUUGAUCAAUCACGUGCCUCUAAAUGGAUUACAAGGAUCUGAUUCUUUGUUAUGUAUGUCACUGUGCUCCAUGCUGGCACUUAAUAUACAUAUUUUUUAACAUCCUUUACACAGUUUUCCAGCUUAGUUAAGUGGUGCCCCUUACAGAAAGAGGGUCAGCCUAAUCUGGGGCCUUAAAAAAGUUAUUGGCUCAUUAUAUAAUAUAUUUUUCUUUUCUGUAUCAUAAAAGAUAGCUGCCAAUUUUGCCAGUUGCAUAUAUCACUUGUUUUUUGACUUACACUGUGAUGUUCAUUGUUUGCCAACUAAACUGCAUAGAAUAGUUUUCACCUGAAAUUGGUAAUCCAUUAUUCUUUAGGCAGUUUGAGUCUACAUUUAAAGUAGUGCAGCAUAAAAAUUCCACAUAUUUGCUGCAAGUAUUUAUUGUCAUGGAAGAUUGCUUUAAUAGCGUACUUAUCAGUAAAAUAAGAGGUCAAGCUGCUUCAUAAUGUCAUUAAAAGUUUAAUAAAACUGUCAGCAAAAAAAAUUUUUUUUAUCAUAGUUAUUUCAAAGAUUAAUGUAAAAACACCUUAAUAUCUCAUGAAUUAGACAAUAUGAUACAUGUUGUGUAUCAUAAUAGCACCAGGUUGAGUAAUUGUGAGAUAAGCAUCUGUAGUUAUAUCAUAAUAGCAUCUGCAUAAUUAUUUUACUGGUUAUUGCUAAUCUCUCAACUUUUAUAAGAAUGACUUUUGUGGUAGACUUAAAAUUAACUUAGUACACACAAAAUUUUCACAGGGAGACAUUUAAAAUAUUAAGUCCAUCCAUACCUUGUCCUGAUAAAAAAAAUAGAUACAAAAACUAAGCUUGUCUUUAUGGAUAUAGACCAGCUGUUGUAAUAACUUGUUCAUAAUUUUUCCUUGAAUAGGGUAUUCCAAUGUUAAUUUACUCCUAUGUAUGAAAACAAAUUGCUUUUAUAACCUGAUUUGGAAAUUUAUUUCCCUAUUUAUUUCAUGAGAGAAGUUGACUUGUAAGGAACAUAUAUAAUAUUGAUAAAAGAAGAAAUUACAUAAUAUAAACAUCCUGGGAAUAAAUACAUAAAUAAUUUUCUUUGAAACCAAGCAUUAUUUAAAGGUUGUCUUUACAUUCAGUGAAAACCUUGUGUUUUGAGUUAUUUCAUUUUUAUUUACUGAAACAGUUGAUGUUUCCUAAAUUAUUAAUUUUUUUUUUUUUGGGGUGAGGAGGAAAUGAAUGAAAAUAUAAAUACCCUAUGUGAAUAAUGUGUGUUACUUUAGAUUGCUGUUAUUGUCGGGCGUUGAGUGGAUACCAUGCUUGUUUCAUCAUUAGUAACAGAGUUGUUUAAGCAGGGCAUUAUGAGGUAAUCCAGUUCUGUGCUGUCUUUACAAGAUAGAUAACAACAUAAAGGACCAAAUGUCUGUCUUAAUAUACAGAGAUCAAUUAAUUGACCUGUUUUAUAGCAUGUACUGAUGACAAAAUUUUAAUUUUAAAUUUAAAAUUAAACAUGGAACCAACUCUUAUAUAUCAAUAAAGGAUCAUCCUUAUUUUUCAGUAACAUUUGAGUUAACAUUGUAGAGAAAAUUUAUAAAUAUUGCUGUUAGACCAGAAUUGUGUUGCAGUGCCAGCAUAUUCUCUGAACAACAUAUUUGAAACUGCAUUAUUACUAUAUUAUGGCCAUGGAAUUGAAAUUAAUGGAAUAUAAUUUGAUAAUAAAGUUUAAUUAUUGUGCAUUAAGUGAUCUAUAUAAGUCGAUCUGCUAUAAUUGCAAUUUUUUUUUUUUUUUUUGUCUUCUGUGAAGAUAAUUGCUGUCAGACAUCUUGCUUAGGAAAGACAAAUGAGGAUAAAUAGAGUUUAAAUAAUUUCUGAAUGGUAAUGUUACAGGUGUGGAGAAAGUUCAUAUUUAAAGAUUUUUUUGUGUGUGUGUGUGUGCGCAUGUGGGACAACAUUGUAUCGUUAGUUUUACCAUUUAUUAAUGGUUUUGUAGAGCUCUGUUCUGUAAUUUACUGAUAUUAGCGAUGAGCUUAUUUUGGCAUUGAAAAUUGGCUAUUAAAAAGAAUUUAAAGUUCAGUGAAUUUGAUGAAAGCAAUAUUAAUGCAAUUUAUGAAAGUUGCAUCAGAUAAGUCUUUUAUAUGAGCUUUGCGAUUCAUAUAUUAGUUGCUGGAUGUUUCCAGAGUAUUGAUGUAACUAGUUGGCUGUUAUUGAUGUUAGCAUUAUUAUUUUUGCUGAUUUAUUAUCAUCACUUUUUCUUUAGACGUUUCUCUGGUUCCAUUUUCAACAUUAAUAAUGUUGGCGUAUUACAAUAUUGUAUAACCAGUAACCUGUAUUCAGCUAGAGGAACUUUGCCAUUCUCAAAAAUAUCAGUAUACUUAAUUUGAAGAUGCAUGAAUGAGUAUGAGUUUUCUGACAUUUGAAACUGAUAAAAAAAAAAACAUUGUAUGGUCUUGUUAGCCAACUGCUAUAUAAGGCAAUAUUUUUUUAGGGUAAUUUUUACCUUUCGUAAUUGCUUCAUA
Molecule: messenger RNA, 5215 nt
Organism: Cherax quadricarinatus
Lineage: Eukaryota; Metazoa; Arthropoda; Malacostraca; Decapoda; Parastacidae
Source: RefSeq, a predicted model, not a curated record